Molecule: messenger RNA, 1254 nt
Organism: Aspergillus niger
Lineage: Eukaryota; Fungi; Ascomycota; Eurotiomycetes; Eurotiales; Aspergillaceae
Exons: 5
Coding region: 1-1254 (417 amino acids)
Molecular function (GO): oxidoreductase activity, acting on paired donors, with incorporation or reduction of molecular oxygen; heme binding; monooxygenase activity
Source: RefSeq, a predicted model, not a curated record
AUGCUGUCCCCCAAACCAUCGCAAGCUUACAAUUUCCCCGAAGACUUACCAAUGUAUCCCUUUGCUCGUCCUCCAAAAUCAUAUGAUCCGCCCGCUGAAUUAGCAGAGCUUAGACAUCAGGGUCCCACUGAAAGGGUCCAGCUUUUCGAUGGGAGACCAGCGUGGAUCGUUACUAGGGACAAAGAGGUUCGUGAGAUGUUGAGCAGUGAUAAAUUCUCCAAUGACCGAUACAAUCGUGAUGGAUACCCCGAGAUUCAUAGUGGUACGAAGAAAGACGGGGUCAGGCCAACGUUCGUCCACAUGGAUGAUCCGAAACACGCGAGGCACAGAGCUAUGACGGAGAGCUUUUUCACCCAGGAAGCGACUGAAGCAGUCAAACCACAGGUUCAGGAAGUCGUGGACUCGUUGAUCGACUCAAUCAAAGAACGAGGCUGUAACAAUGGCCCUAUCGACCUCGUCAAAGAGCUUGCCACAGUAGUUAACCCAAAGGUUAUCUUACUGUCCAUUCUGAAAGUCUCCGAAAAGGAAGCCAAUGAGCUUAUCCAGUCGAGCUCCGCGCUCGGCGGCACAAGCGGAUCGGCGUCUGAGUCUGGCCAUACAGACUUGCACGAAUACAUUAGCCAAUUGAUUGAUGCGCGAAUAGAGAAACCUCGCAGGCCACAAGAUGACCUGCUUAGCAAGCUCGUGGUGGACGAGUAUAGACAAGCGAACCUCGACCGAGACGACCUUAUCAAUCUUGUCUAUAUGAUCUUCGUGGCUGGGAAUUCGGCGAUUCAAAGUUCCAUUGUCCUGGGCGUUAUUACUUUGCUUCAACACCAGGAUCAGCUCGAGGAGCUCAAGGAGAAUCCUGAACUAGCGGGGCGAGUUGUUGAGGAGAUCUUGAGAUAUCAUACUCCAUCUGCUCUAAAUAGCAGACGUGUCACAACAACUGAUAUCACGCUUGGUGGGAAGAAAAUCAAAUCGGGUUCCGGGGUCAUCGGCUCCGUGCGAUCCGCAAACCGCGAUGAAAGGGUGUACCCAGAUGCAGACAAGUUCAGCAUCCACCGUCAAGUUGACCCGCAUCAAAACCUGGCAUUCGGGCAUGGCCCGCAUAACUGUCAGGGGCAGUGGCUCUCCCGGAUGGAGUUGCAGGCCAUCUUCAGCUCCCUAUUCCGCAAGCUUCCGAACCUACGGCUGGCGAUUGAGCCUUCUGAACUGGAAUAUACUUCGCCAACGCAAAAUGUUGGGGUUCUACGACUUCCUGUGGUAUUUUGA